Messenger RNA from Somion occarium, 2185 nucleotides. The record is from the annotation of a GenBank genome assembly. NCBI's taxonomy places the organism in Eukaryota, Fungi, Basidiomycota, Agaricomycetes, Polyporales, Cerrenaceae.
CCAAUUCAAUUUGGCAUAGAGGAACCUGGCGUAGGUGCUCCAAUUCACAGCAACGUUCAAGCCUCAAAGUCUUGUGAAUGCGAACAAGCGAUGAGGCCAGGGAAGGGGACACCGGGGUCCUGUUGGUGUUCUUGGCAGCUUUGAAAGCCUCCGACUCAGGUACACACGGUGUCGUUUAUGAUGAGCCGCGUAGGGUGUCCAGCAUUGACCUAGCAUGGUAAGUGGGAGUCACUGGCUUUGGUGCAUAUUCUCCCAAAGUUUGUCUCGGCCACGCUCGUUCUCGCACAUGAAGACCCAUGGUUGCAGACCCGUAUUUCAAAGAUGCCAGUUGCACCGCCGGUUCGCACUGAACUCAAAGAUUUAAAUAGUUUAAAACGAGCCAUCUUGAAUACCAGAUAGCCUCAAAAGACAAGUCCAUUCAUGUCAGGGAAUCGGCUGUCGCGAUGGAAGGACAACAACGAAGACGAUGAUCACUCAUCCGGGAGAACGAAGCACUCUGUGGAAAAAUCUGACAGAAAAUGUCGUUGUCAGACUCGUAUGCGCGGAGAAUUGUCGUCAUGGAAAAGUUCACGCUGAUUCCGUUGGUCAUUUGGCAUUCAUGAUUCCUUACGGCAUAUCUUGCUUCGCUCGGCCACGAAUACGCGAAGACCCUCGCGAAUAUAAGGUAUGGUGCUCCAGGUAUCGUAUCACUAACUUUUUCCUCUCUCUGUCUCUCGUUGCUCUCAUUCCAUAGCCAAGACAGGGUCUUGACCUUUUGCUUUCAUUCACCUGGUCGCUGGCGGUUGCUUUCCUUCACAUUUCAUUCAUUCACCUUGGUACUCCGUUGAUCGAAGGAUAUCUUUGAACCAUGCUGUCUUACAAGUUUGCCGCUCUUUGCCUUGCCUACAUCGCCUGCACAGGCUCAGCUUUACCCAUCCGACGUGAGGUUCCUCAAGAGCACUCGCACGAAUCCAUCAUUACAGUGGUUCGCGUAAGUUUAAACCUCGACAAUCCUGACCAGAUUCAGGACCCCGUCUUCGCAUUGCUUGGUGAUGCAGCAGCAGCCGCUGGCGCAGGGAACAUCAAUGACCUCUCGUGUCUUCAGCAAGCUGUUGCUGAUCAGGCCUUCACCAAUGCAAAGGCAGCCAACGAUGUGGCGGGUAUGACCAAUGCUCUCAUCUUCCGAGCUCUAGAGCGUAACACUGGCCAAGUCGGCCUCAAGAGCGCACUUUGCACUCAGACCGCCAAGAACCCUGAGAUUGCGGCCUUGACUCAACAUCAGGAUCCCGCAUCUGACGGUGCUGCAGCGGCAAACAAGGCUGUCACUCUUGAACUCGCCAAGCAGAUUGCCUCCAUUGGCGGUGAUCCUCUGGAUGCUCUCAAGUCCGGUACCUUUGCGCCUGGUGAUCUCAAUGAUGCUACCGCCAAAGGUAACACGUGUGAUGAUGCCGAUGAUCCUAAUGGGUGUAUCUUCACUCAGAACCUUUUGGUGCCUGAUGCGACUGAGGAUGAGAUCAACGCCGCUGUAGCUGGUGUGGCUAACAAUGCUGCCAGUGGCUCUAACAGGGCUGGUUCCUCUAACAAUGCGGGUUCCUCUGCCAAUACAGGUUCGACCACCGAUGCAAGUGACUGCGCUGCAGCUACUGUCACAGUAACAGCAAGCGAUGCGGCACAAACCACUGCUGCUUCAAGUGUCGCUACGUCAGCUGCACCUGCAACGACCACGAACGCAGCUGGGGCAAAUAAUGCAGCCGCGGCAGGUAGCGCAGCCGCAUCAGGUGGUAAUCUGCAGACGUUUAGCGGUGCUCUUGGUGGAGUCAAGGCACCUACUGUUACAGCAGGCGGCAGAGGCUUCGUCGUCGAAAACAACGAUGACUUCCUCAACCUCGCUGCUGCUCUCGGCCGAUCCUGCGACGUUCAGCACAACCAAUGUGCGAACGCGGCCAACAGUGGUGGAGCAUUCUCCGUUACCGAUUGUGACCAGCAGAACACCUCUUGCAGAGCUAACAUCCAGUGAUCAGCCUUUCCCGUCCCGUGCUCAUUGAUCCCUGUCUCCUUGAUCGGAACUCAUACCAUUGUCCCUUUUAUUUCCUGAAGGAAUUGUAGGGGUUUAGUUUAGCUCACUUUCCCCUCGUUUGUUCGUUCAUUUCACGCUCCAGCUUUGUUGUUGGCUACUUGCCUAAUAUACGUGCAGAUUGAGAAGAGG